AUGAAAGAUGUGAAUAGAUGUAAGAUACCCAUAACACUAAAAUACUAAGGUAUUUAUUAUUUCUAACAAUAGAUCUAUAAAAAAACUACUAAAAGUGUUAGAUUAAAGAAAAAAAAAUAGCCUUAUUUAACUUGGAUCAAGAUAAUCAUUAUAUAAUCGCUAUCUAUGGUAAAAUAGAUAAUAUAAAUAGGUUCAGAUAGAUCAAGGAGUUUAAUCCGAUAAAUUUCUAUAAUUGGAUGA
Molecule: messenger RNA, 240 nt
Organism: Paramecium octaurelia
Lineage: Eukaryota; Ciliophora; Oligohymenophorea; Peniculida; Parameciidae
Source: the annotation of a GenBank genome assembly